This is a messenger RNA of Aphidius gifuensis, 2289 nucleotides long. RefSeq names its product RNA-binding protein Rsf1-like (gene Rsf1). Gene Ontology annotation, biological process: positive regulation of mRNA splicing, via spliceosome. The transcript has 2 exons. Gene Ontology annotation, molecular function: RNA binding. The coding region runs from base 267 to 1283 and encodes 338 amino acids. Lineage: Eukaryota; Metazoa; Arthropoda; Insecta; Hymenoptera; Braconidae. Gene Ontology annotation, cellular component: spliceosomal complex. The record is from RefSeq and is a predicted model, not a curated record.
GAAUAUUUUUUAAUGUUGUUAAGUAUUUAUUUACAAAAAAAAUAUGUUGAUAAAAAGUCUGGGUUCGAGAUAAAAACGCUCCGCCAUUUUUAAACUUGGCAUCUCCAUUGUGUGAGCCCCGGUGUCUAUUGAUCCCUUCGUUUUGUGUGUGCAUCAUUUACUGUCGCAUCAUUCUGAAUUAUUAUUUUCCAUAAAUAUUAUCAUAAAUAUCUAAUUAGGUAUUUGUUUAUUAGUCAUCUAUAGUCAACAACAAUUAUACCGACAAAAUGACACCCGAAGGAUAUACCCGGGUGUACGUUGGUGGUUUAAAUGAGUCAAUUAAAAAGGAAGACUUACAAAUGGAAUUUGAAAAAUUUGGAAAAUUAAAUAAAGUAUGGGUUGCAUUUAAUCCACCUGGUUUUGCAUUCAUAGAAUUUUUAAGUGUUGAUGAAGCUGAAUUAGCAUGUAAUAAUAUGAAUGGUACAGAAAUAAUGGGUGCAAAAUUACGUGUUGAAAUAUCACGUGGUCGUGGACGUGGUGGUAGUAGAGGUGGUGGUGGUUUCCGUGGUAGCCGUGGAUCAGGUGGACGUGGUGGAUAUGGUGGUGGACGUGGUGGUAACUAUCGGGGUGGUAGUAAUUACGGAGAUAGUGGUGGUGGUGGAGGAGGUGGUGGCGGUGGUGGUUAUCACUCGAGUAGUAGAGGUGGUGGUGGUGGUGGUAGAGGACGUGGACGUUAUGGAGAUGAUUCAUAUUCAUCAGGACGUAGCAGUGGUUAUGUAUCACGUGAUUCAUAUUCACAAGACAGUUAUGGAUCAGGCGGUGGGGGUGGUGGUGGUGGUGGUGGUGAUACUGGAUCAAGUUAUUAUUCAGGAAAGGAUUCUGGAUCAAGAUACAGAAGUCGUUCACCAGCUGGUCGUGGAAGGUACAAUUUAUUAAUAAAUGAUCAACAAAAUCAUUUAUUUCAUAUCAUUUUAAAUAUUAUCAUUAAUUCUUCAACGUUAUUUAAAUACUUGUCACAAUUGACUAUCAACAAUUAUCAACACAAUAAUAAUUAUUCUUCUUCUACAACAACUACUACAACUACUACUAUAUCUACAAUAACUACUGCUACUUCUUGUUCAAUUAUAACUUCGACAAUAAACGACAAACUUCAUAAUAAUAUUAUUAUUAUGAUAAACAUUAUCAUAAAAUUCAUAAAUGAUCAAUCAACAACGCAUCUACCUCUUCGACAUAAUAAUAACAUUAUAAUAACGUCAAUUCAAAUAAUACUACGUUUUAACUAUCAUCAUCUUGAGCCAACUUGAAUUAUUAUUUUUUUCAUUUUAAAUUGAAUAACACAUUUUCUCUUGAUGAUGAUUAUGAUGAUGAUGAUAUUGGUUUUUUAUCAUUUUAAAUAUCCCAAUCUCUACGAUAUAUCCUGUCCGAGAAAAAGGAGUUUAAUGAAAAUAUAUUUAUUAAAUUAAAAUUGGGAAUUAAUAAUUUUAUAUCAAAAUACAAACAAUGGGGAGACAGAAUUGGCUGAUGCAUGUGUUGAAAUAAUAAUUAAUGAAUUUAUUAUCAUUAUAUUCACUGUCAAUAAUAACUACGUUAAUUUUUUUUAAUUUUUUCUUUCAAUUGUUAGACAGUAUUUAAUUUAUUAUUUAUUUAUUAAUUGUUUUCUUCUUUUUUUUUUUUUAAAACAAUGAAACAAUGGAAAUGUGUGUUGUGUAUCUGUGUAAAAAAAUUUUGCACUUAAAUGUUCACAGUCAUCGUCAUCUUCGUGAAUGCACAUAAGAGAAUAACUACGCUACGUUGCCAAUCAGAACGACGGGCCAAAAUCAGCCACCCCGCCCUCGACGACUCUACGUUCUCUAUUCAAUCUACGCAGCGACGUGUACAUACAAUAUAAAAACAAAAUAAUAAUAAUUUUUUUUUUUUUAUUUCUUCAAUUACGAUUAUUAAAAAAAGAUAAUAAUAAUGAUUAUGUACUAUAGAUUGUUUCUUUGGCAUUUUUUUUUUUUUUUGUUUUUCAAUCAAACGGGCUUACUUUUUUUUUUUUUUAAUUUUGUAAUUUUUUUAGUUUUUAUAUUAUUAUUAAUUAAUCGAUUCACGUUUAUUCCAGUGAAUUAUAUUUUGUCAAUAUAUAAUAAUUCUUUUUUUUUUCUUUUUUUUCCUAUUGCUUCAAAUUUAUUCUUCCAAUUUAUAUAUCGUUUUGAUAACGAUUUAAAAAAAAACAUAAAAAUUUAUUUUGAAAAAAAAAUAAUGAUAAUUACAUUUAAACCGUGUGAUAGUUUAUAUUUUUUUUUCUUGUGAUUAAUUUCUUGACACCGG